This is a messenger RNA of Gopherus evgoodei (Goodes thornscrub tortoise), 2524 nucleotides long. RefSeq names its product TRAF-interacting protein with FHA domain-containing protein A-like. Bases 467 to 1027 code for a protein of 186 amino acids. Gene Ontology annotation, molecular function: protein binding. The transcript has 2 exons. Gene Ontology annotation, biological process: canonical NF-kappaB signal transduction. NCBI's taxonomy places the organism in Eukaryota, Metazoa, Chordata, Testudines, Testudinidae. The record is from RefSeq and is a predicted model, not a curated record.
ACACAGCGACACAAUAACAGGGAAAUACAUUGGUGUAAUGCCUUUCAGAGCCGGCCAUCAACAGGAGUUAUUCACAGCGAUCAGAGGGUCAGACCAUAGCCUGUUUUAAAGUUGCUGCCUUCCCUCCCUUUAAUUAUCCGAAUUGCUGACCGCUGGGCUGGGCACUUACAUUAUACUCGCCGAAGAGAAGCCGUCAGUCUGGGGGAGCUGUGUUGGUGGCUGCUACAAGUGAAGCGGGAAGCCCUGGCGCUGCGAACUACAAGUCCCAUGGUGCAGCUGCUUCCCCCCCCCCCCCCCCGACAAGCAAUGGGAGGAGAGUGCGGGGGAAACCUGUCCUGUGGCAGCUCUGCACUAAAAGACUCGAGUGCUUGCGCCGAGCAAGCUGCGGGCGCGGGCUCUUGUUUAGCUCCCCCGACACCGCGCUGCGCUUUGGGUCCCCCGGCAGAGUCUGAGAAGGAUCAUCAUCAUGAGCUCCAUGGAAGAAGUGGAAACUGAAGAGACAGUAACUUGUCUCCAUAUAACUUUGUACCAUCCUUGCCAAGAAGAAAAGCAGGUGUUUCGCAGCUUAAAAUUCCACAAGCGAGAACGGUGCAGGGUAGAUGACAUGGCAAAGUUUGGCCGAGAUUCUAACAUCUGCCAUUAUAAUUUAAUGGAUACCCAUGUUUCCCGGGUUCAGUUUACCCUGCAGUUUUUCAGACAACUCAACAGCUCAGAACUUGGUUUUGAGAUAAAGAACAUGAGCAAAAAGACCAAGCUAAUUGUGGACAAUGUGGAACUGGACUAUCUAAACAAAAUUGACCUGCCAUGGAAAUGCAUCAUUCGCUUUGGAGACUACCAACUCUUAAUGCAAAGACAAGAUGGGGAAUCACUGGAUUAUUUUGAGACUUGCUUUGAGUUGGCCCAAGCUUCACUUUUGCAAGAGAGACACCUGCCUUUACUGCAGCCCAUACCCGAGUGUGGCAUUUCUCCUUCUUUGGUCUAUUCCCAGGGAGUAAGACCAGUAGAAAUGGAUGAAAAUGAUUUGUGAUAGAAGGGAGAAGGUUGCUUUCAACAGUGUGUAAUACCUAAUUCAGUAUAACUUCAGGGGACCAAAUCUUAUCUCCUCAGUACACUGCAUUUAUGUUGCUUUCCAUAGUUGCCACUGCUGUGUUAUGUAUUCUUCCUCUUGCACACUGUUUAAACAUAUCAGAACUUACUCAUUUACAAAUGUCAUUAGACCUGCAUCAUCUUUAUUUAGUGUCCAUCCUGUCUCCUCCCCUCCACUGUCUUAUCACCUUCUAUGUUUGUCUGUGGUAACCCCCAAUCAGAGCACUGCUUUACCUUGUUAUAUCCAAAUUCAUGUUAUAUCAGCUGGUGUUAUAUCAAGGUAUAUACAAUUUUCAAAACCAAAUGUUUAUGACUUAAUAAGUCCCUCUACUAAAUUACAAUGCCCUUGUGUGUCACACAGAGACUUUUAAAAAAACUGAAACAAAGCUGUUAGGUGUCUCUUUAUCUUCAGCUUAGUGUUGAGUGAUACUCCCUACCCACCCAAUCCAGUGUAAUCUUAAAAGCAUCUCUGAGCUUUUCUUGUAACAUAGCAAUGCUAACUAUGAUUUCCAGCAUCCUCUCUACCUAAAUCCUUUUAGCUGGUUCAUUUAAUCCCCUUUAAAAUUUAGGAAUGUAUUUCAACGUUAUCCAUAAUUGAAUAAAAAUGGAAUCAAGAUGGUGGUCGAGGCUCAGUUCUAACAAAAAUGGAGCCGUCUGACCCUCUCCACCUUAGCAGACAACCAUAUUUGAUGGGAAAUCCUGGAGGAGCCAUGUUAGAUACUGAGGUCCAAAUGAGAUGGAAGUAUAGAGUUUGGCCCCAAGUUUCAAACAUGGCUCAAUUUCUAGCAUAGACAUUGCAUGCUCUGUGGUUGCAUUGUGUAGGCAAAAGAGGUUUGAAAUCAACAUGUACCUGCUUAGAAAUCACAGCUAGAAACUCUUUGCCACAAUGAUCUAUAGUGCCAAUUUGUAAUUGUUUAAGCAUUUCCUUUGCUGUUUCCCCAAACAUUCUUUUACCUGAAAUUUCCAUCUGAAGUGAGAGCAUGCACUCUUAGAUAAACCCACUCCUCAUUUUAUUCAGUGCUCAACUAUCUGGGCCCUAUUCAACAUUAUCCUGCAGUCCCAUUGUGCCAGCUAAGCUGGUGUAGAAGGCGAACAGGAUAGGCAUGAAAGCCACCCAAUGCAGGGAACUUCUGUAUGCCCUCCAGAGGAUCUCCAGGCACAGAGGAUAUGCUGAGGAUACAGAGGGAGGGGACUGGGAUGUGGCUGGGGGAGACCUGUGCUUUGGCAGUUCUGUGCUCCUAAGGAGACCCAGAGUUUGUGACAGCAGGGGAGCAACUUGAGGCAGCCCUCAGGGCCAGAACUGAAUUGAAGUAAGUAGAGCCAGAGCCCUGAAGUUUGUGGGAUAAGCAGCUGUUGCACAGGGGAUUACACACUCUGCGUGAAUUAAAAUUUAAAAAUGCAUAUCUAUGUGGCUAAUGUUGUUGUAGGUCUCCAGAUG